AUGGGGAAUACAUACGAAUCAUCGAAACCGGUCUUUUGGUUCAUUACCGUCGGUAAAAUCGAGUCAUGGACAUACGAACGCUUCCAUCACGAAUACAACGAUAUACAUGCGAAAAUGACGGCUGGCGUCGCUGAGCAAGUUCAUGAUUUACAAGACUAUACUCAGCUUAUGGUAGAAUACGAUGAAAAGACGGAUAAACCAACUAGAGGCGCCGACGACAAUGAAGGUUGGCACGGCUUAACGAUCCACAUUUGGUCCAGCCUACAAGCCCUAUACACGUCUUUCGCGGACCCCAGUUAUGAGGCGUCCGCCAAAAAGCACAUAUUCUGCAGACAGGAUCAGAAAGGAUGCUUUGCGGAACUGUUAGCCGAGUUUGCGUCGCCAGGCUAUGUCUCGGAUGGGUCGACCAAGGUACGAAGCAUCAUAUUCCAUCGGAAGAAUCCUUUGCGCGGAGAUUCGCAGUCAGACCGAGCCUGGCUAGAUGAACGAUCAAAAAAAGCAAAGCAAUUGAUUGAGGGUCGCUCAAACCUGCUCCGAUAUCGCCAGUAUCUCGACUGUACACCACAGACCAUCAAUCAUUUCUUCAAGGGCACGCCGUUCGCUGGAGGAUCUUGGCAAGAAUUUUGUGCAGCGGAAGACAUGAUCUUCGACGAUCUGGAAGCGGCGUCGCGCUUUUUGAACGAGUACAGAGACUGGAUCUAUGACGGUAAAAAGCCUUUGAUCAUAACUGGCAAGGGAUACAAGGUUUUUGGAACAGAUUGA
Molecule: messenger RNA, 762 nt
Organism: Rhinocladiella mackenziei CBS 650.93
Lineage: Eukaryota; Fungi; Ascomycota; Eurotiomycetes; Chaetothyriales; Herpotrichiellaceae
Exons: 1
Coding region: 1-762 (253 amino acids)
Molecular function (GO): oxidoreductase activity
Source: RefSeq, a predicted model, not a curated record